CAAAGGAAAAAGUGUCCGUCAUACUAAUGAACUUUUCGCGACCACGGAUGAUAAGGGAAAGUUCGAUGAUGCGAGUGAGUAUACUCCGAGAAGUUUUUGUCAUAGACUAGUUCCAUAAUUGAGCUUUCGAAUGGAAUGUUUAAGGUUCUUACAAUUCAACUCUUUUGUUCCUUCUCUUGCCCUCUCACUUCAAUGACGACGUACCAGACUCUUCUCGCUCAUCCCAAUGUCGACGAGGUCUUGCUUCUCCACGGCAAUCCUAAAACCGCUUUUGAAUUCGUCCACCCUAAAGUGAAGAACAUUGAUUCGAUAAAACACAACAAUGAAAUGGGUUUGAGUCUGCGUUUUUAUUUUUGUCAAAUUGCCCAGAACAAUUGGGUUUUACACUUGGACGAUGACAUGGAAUUCACUACGGAAGCUAUGAAUGACUUAAUUGCCGAGUAUGGCCGCAAUCCCAAGCGCAUUGUAGGGAGGUUUGGUCGCAAUUUCAAAGAGGGAAAUUCAUUCAAUGGGUACAAUUCUGUGGAUACCCACAAGAACUCUGAAGUCAUUCUUACAAAAUUGAUGUUGAUGGAGCGAGAUACAUGCAGCGCCUUUUUCGACUAUGCGCACUUGGUGUGGGCCGAUACCGUUCUUCAGAACGGAGAUGGUCCACUUUGGAACGGGGAAGACAUAUUCAUGUCUUUGGUGGCGAACCAAGUUUACGACAAGAAUAGAGAUGGAUCGUCACAAUUCAACAACUAUGCGAUGGACUGGUUAGACGUAUGGGAAGCCGACAAAUCUCUAAAGGAUUACGGUAACGGAAAGUUAGACAUAUCGGGAGGAUUGGAAGGCGUGCGAUUUUGGAGCUGGCGCUGGUGGCAUUCAUUGACGAGAAGAAAUAGACACUAUUCGUAUCGUGGUCACUUGUGGCAGGUUGCGAGAGAUCGACUGAAAAGACUUUCUGUAACACCACGCCAAUCCUAGUACGGCACUCAUUUGACCCAGAUGCGGSAAGCCACGUGACUUACAAGUUCAUG
Pseudo-nitzschia multistriata is the source of this 1019-nucleotide messenger RNA. NCBI's taxonomy places the organism in Eukaryota, Bacillariophyta, Bacillariophyceae, Bacillariales, Bacillariaceae. The record is from the annotation of a GenBank genome assembly.